Molecule: messenger RNA, 12502 nt
Organism: Lepisosteus oculatus (spotted gar)
Lineage: Eukaryota; Metazoa; Chordata; Actinopteri; Semionotiformes; Lepisosteidae
Source: RefSeq, a predicted model, not a curated record
AGAAGAAGCUGGUAAGAAUUGCAAUUGCUUUAGAGCUCCCAGGAAGAAGCGAAAUUACUUGAAUGCAUAGUCCAUCACUUCUUUCACGAAGUACACUCACUGCUUUGCAUCACCAAACUGACAUCUAAAGAAACAAGCUUGACAGCAUAAACUGACUCGCGUCUCAAUAUUUUUUCAAGGAUAAAUGAAGAUACAGCAUAGAGGGAUUUAAAUGUAUUUUUUAAUUCAGUCAUGCUGUGAAGAAAUGGAAUGGAACUAACCUUUUGUUAUGGCAACACUUCGCAAAGUGAAAUAAAGCCCAGCCCAGGAAACAAGCAGUUAAUGAACCAGAAGGACAGGUGGCAGAUUUCACGUCUCAUGAGAAGACAAGUUUCUUUGUGGAUUUCAUGAUUUAAUGACUUCAGUACAGAUUCAACAGCCAUGGAGCAGAUGGACUGCAAACCCUACCAGCCACUUUCAAAGGUUAGGCAUGAAAUGGAACUGGCCUACACAAGCUCUUCAGAUGAAAGUGAAGAUGGGCGUAACUUGCGAAAGUCGUACACGUCAAGAGAAACCCUGCCUGACUACGGGCAGGAGCUGAGAAUGAACUAUAACAGCCACAGCAGGAAACGGAAAGCAGCAACUGAACCCACCACACAAGAACUUGAAUUCUGUGAGACGCCCCAAAUGAUAUGCCCCAGCUACCAGUCUGAGCUGCAUGCUGCCCCUCAGCAUGGAUACCCACUGGGCAUGGGCUCCGACGUUGACACAGAAACUGAAGGUGGCCCCUCUCCCGAUCAUGCCCUGCGACUCUGGAUGAGGGAAAUCAAAUCUGAGCACAGCUCCUGCCUUUCCAGCCGGGCCAAUUCUGUCCUUUCCCUUACUGACACGGAGCAAGAGCGGAAGUCCGACGGGGAAAAUGAGAUGCCCAGCAGUCCUCAAGGCCAAUUCACCUUCAGACCUCUCCCGCCACCUCCUCCACCACCCCACGCCUGCACCUGUGCCCGUCCUCCAGCACAUUCAGGAGAAACUCUACAGAGAAAUACCAUGCCGGCCCGCAGUCAAACCAGCCAGGCUGCUGGGGACUCUUCCUCAAACACGCAGCAGGACAGUGUGCAGCUGCACAACAGCUGGGUCCUCAAUAGCAACAUCCCUCUUGAGACAAGGCAUUUCCUGUUUAAGCAUGGAUCUGGCUCCUCUGCUCUCUUCAAUGCGGCCAGCCAGAGCUAUCCUUUAACCUCCAACACUGUUUACUCCCCACCUCCUAGACCUCUCCCUAGAAGCACCUUUUCAAGACCUGCCUUCACUUUCAACAAACCCUACAAGUGCUGCAACUGGAAAUGCACUGCUCUGAGUGCCACAGCUAUCACAGUAACACUAGCCCUUCUGCUAGCCUAUGUCAUUGCAGUACACUUGUUUGGUCUAACAUGGCACUUGCAGCCAGUGGAUGGACAACUGUAUGAAAAUGGAGUCAGCAAACUGGGCAAAGACUCUGAUACCAUAGAAACAACCUUUUCACCAGCUGGGGCACCUGGUUCAGAUAAGCCAGACAAAGGCGAAAAAGGAGACAAAACUGUGUUUCAGAGAGGUAGAGCAAUAGACAGAGGAGAAGUGGAUGUUGGAACACAAGUGAUGCAGACCAUUCCUCCAGGACUUUUUUGGCGGUUUCAUAUUACCGUUCACCAUCCAACAUACGUGAAAUUCAACAUCUCCCUGGCCAAAGAUGCUUUGCUAGGAAUUUAUGGAAGAAGAAAUAUCCCCCCUACGCACACUCAGUUUGAUUUUGUCAAGCUGCUGGAUGGGAAACAACUGAUUAAACAAGAGGCAAAGGUUUCCGAAGAGUCCAGCUCUUCUCCAAGGAAUUUGAUUCUUACAUCCCUCCAAGAGACAGGCUUCAUUGAAUAUAUGGAUCCAGGAACCUGGUACCUUGCAUUCUACAAUGAUGGAAAAAAGAUGGAACAAGUGUUUGUCCUGACCACUGUUAUUGAAACCAUGGAUGGGUGCUCAACAAACUGCAAUGGAAAUGGAGAGUGCAUUUCUGGCCACUGUCAUUGUUUCACAGGAUUUCUUGGACCUGACUGUGCAAAAGAUUCUUGCCCGGUGCUGUGCAGUGGAAAUGGGGAAUAUGAAAAGGGCCACUGCCUCUGUCAUCCUGGCUGGAAGGGUCCAGAGUGUGACAUUCAGGAGGACCAGUGUAUAGACCCUACCUGCUCCAAUCAUGGCAGCUGCAUCAAAGGGGUGUGUGUCUGUAUCCCCACCUAUAAGGGCACCAACUGUGAACAAGUGGACUGCUUAGAUCCCUUGUGCUCUGGCCAAGGCGUGUGUGUAAAGGGGGAGUGUCUGUGCUCGCCAGGCUGGGGGGGUGCGAACUGUGAGACCCCCCUCCCUUCCUGCCGGGAACAAUGUUCAGGCCACGGGUCCUACCUGCCAGAGACAGGAACCUGUGUCUGUGACUCCAGCUGGACUGGUAGUGACUGCUCCACAGAGCUGUGCCCUGUGGACUGUGGCAGUCAUGGUGUGUGCUCUGGAGGAGAGUGCCAGUGUGAGGAAGGCUGGGAAGGGCCUGGCUGCGACCAGCGUACGUGCCAUCCUCGCUGUGAGGAACAUGGGCAGUGCAAGGAUGGGAAGUGUGAGUGUAGCCCUGGCUGGGAGGGAGAGCAUUGCACUAUUGCACACUACUUGGAUGUUGUUGUUAAAGAUGGCUGCCCUGGCCUCUGCAAUGGCAAUGGAAGGUGUACCCUUGAGCAGAAUGGCUGGCACUGUGUUUGUCAGCCAGGCUGGAGUGGAAUAGGAUGUAAUGUCAUAAUGGAGAUGGUGUGUGAUGAUAACAUAGACAAUGAUGGAGAUGGCUUGAUGGACUGUGUCGAUCCUGACUGCUGCCAGCAGGCCACCUGCUACAGUGGGCCUCUGUGCCAAGGUUCACCUGACCCUCUGGACCUCAUCCAGCAGAGUCAGACGCCCUUUAUCCAACUUCCCCCACGGCUCUUCUUCCAGAGAAUCAGGUUUCUCAUCGGCAAGGACACAACUCACGUCCUCCCUGGGGAGAUCCCUUUUGACACCAGUCGCUCUUCAGUGAUCCGAGGUCAGGUGGUUGCAAUCGAUGGGACUCCGCUGGUUGGCGUCAAUGUGAGUUUCUUCCACCAUCCUGAAUAUGGCUAUACCAUCAGCCGCCAGGAUGGCAGUUUUGACUUGGUGGCUGCUGGGGGCAUCUCCGUCACGCUGGUCUUUGAGCGGGCUCCUUUCAUAACUGAGAGACGGACCGUCUGGUUGCCAUGGACACAGUUUGUGGUGCUGGACAAGGUCACCAUGGCAAGAGUGGAAUCUCCCAAGCCCACUUGUGACAUGAAGAACUUUAUCAGUCCCUACCCCAUUGUCCUUCCUUCCCCUUUGACCACAUUUGCUGGGUCUUGUUCUGAACGGGGACCGGCUAUCCCUGAGCUGCAGGCUGUUCAUGAAGAAAUCACCAUUCCUGGCAGUUUUGUGAAGCUCAGCUAUCUCAGCACUCGCACCCCUGGCUACAAAUCCUUGCUGAGGAUUAUCCUAACCCAUUCUACUGUUCCCAUGGGUCUCACAAAGGUGCAUUUGAUGGCCACCAUUGAGGGAAGGCUCUUCCAAAAAUGGUUUCCAGCUGCUCCCAACCUGUCUUAUAUCUUAGCCUGGAAUAAGACUGAUAUCUACGGGCAGAAAGUGUCUGGCUUGACUGAAGCAAUUGUGUCCGUUGGUUAUGAAUAUGAAUCAUGUCCUGACUUCAUUGUGUGGGAGAAGAGAACUGCCCUGUUACAGGGUUUUGAGAUGAUAGCCUCUAACCUGGGCGGAUGGUCUUUGGACAAACAUCACAUCCUGAACUUGCAAAGUGGAAUUCUACACAAAGGAAAUGGGGAGAACAUCUUUAUUUCCCAGCAGCCUCCAGUUAUAACUACUGUCAUGGGUAACGGUUACUAUCGUACAAUCCCAUGUCCAAGCUGCAAUGGGCCUGCACUGGGAAAUAAACUCUUCGCUCCUGUGGCAGUCACCUGUGGUCCUGAUGGGAGUGUCUAUGUAGGAGAUUUUAACUUUGUAAGAAGGAUAUACCCAAAUGGUUAUGCUAUCAGCAUCCUCGAACUGAGAAACAGAGACAUAAGGCACAGCACAAGUCCAGCUCAUAAGUAUUACUUGGCUAUGGAUCCAGUGAAUGAAUUCCUAUAUCUGUCAGACACCAGUAGCAGAAAGGUCUACAGACUGAAGUCUCUCGCUGAGCCCAAGGAUCUGGCUCGGAAUUUUGAAUUGGUGGCUGGAACUGGUGAACAGUGCCUUCCCUUUGAUCAGAGUCAUUGUGGAGAUGGGGGGAAAGCAUCAGAAGCUUCUCUCAACAAUCCUAGGGGAAUUGCUGUCGACAAAAGAGGUUUUGUAUACUUUGUUGAUGGAACCAUGAUUCGCAAGAUUAAUGAGAAAGGAAUAAUAACAACAGUGAUUGGUUCCAAUGGCCUGACAUCAACUCAGCCACUCAGCUGCGACUCCAGAAUGGACAUCACUCAGGUUCGGCUUGAGUGGCCUACAGAUUUAGCCAUAAACCCAAUGGAUAACUCGCUCUACAUCCUGGACAACAACAUUGUGAUGCAGGUGUCAGAGAGCAAUCAAGUUAGAAUAGUGGCGGGAAGGCCAAUCCAUUGUCAGGUACCUGGAAUUGAUCAUUACCUUGUAAGCAAGGCCGCUGUCCAUUCCACCUUGGAAUCAGCAAAAGCUAUCAGUGUAUCUCACCAUGGAGUACUCUAUAUCGCUGAGACCGAUGAGAGAAAGAUCAAUCGGAUUCAGCAAGUCACAACAAAUGGAGAGAUCUCGAUUAUAGCAGGAGCACCAACAGAAUGUGACUGCAAAAUAGAUCCCAACUGCGACUGUUUCUCAGGUGAUGGAGGAUACGCCAGGGAUGCUAAACUGAAAGCCCCUUCAUCCUUGGCAGUAUCUCCUGAUGGCACACUCUACAUAGCUGACCUGGGAAACAUCCGAGUCCGGGCCCUCAGCAGAAAUAAACCUAAUCUCAAUCACAUGAAUAUGUAUGAAAUAGCUUCUGCAGUGGAUCAGGAACUGUAUCUGUUCAACACCAAUGGGACCCACCUUCACACGCUCAACCUUAUAACAGGAGACUAUAUUUACAAUUUCACUUACACAGGGGAGAAGGAUAUUAGCACAAUCAUCAGCAGCAAUGGGAACUCUGUGCACAUCCGUCGGGAUGCUAAUGGCGUGCCUCUCUGGCUGGUAGUGCCAGGCGGUCAGGUCUACUGGCUCACAAUCAGUAACAAUGGAGCCCUGAAGAGGGUCUCUGCACAGGGACACGACCUUGCACAGAUCACGUACCAUGGCAACUCUGGUCUCUUAGCAACCAAAAGCAAUGAGAACAGUUGGACUACUGUUUAUGAGUAUAACAGUGAAGGUCAUCUAAUCAAUAUAACCUUUCCGACGGGAGAAGUUAGCAGUUUCCACAGUAACAUGGAGAAAUCUGUGAGAGUGGAAGUGAACACUUCAACCAAAGAGAACUUUGUCACUGCCACCAACUUCUCUGCCACGAACACUAUCUACACAUUAAGGCAAGACAAUGCACAGAACACGUAUCGUGUCAGCGCCGACGGAUCCCUGCGCGUGACCUUUGCAAGUGGAAUGGAAGUGACUCUCAACACUGAAUCACAUCUCUCUGGAGGCGUGGUGAACCCCACAGUGGGCAAAUGCAAUAUCACCCUGCCUGGGGAACACAGCUCUAGCCUCAUUGAGUGGAGACAGAGGCGGGAACAAGCCAAAGGAAAUCAUACAGCCUAUGAGCGACGGCUGAGGGCUCAUAACAGAAAUCUGCUGUCCAUAGACUUUGACCAAGCAACACGAGUGGGCAAGAUCUACGAUGAUCAUCGAAAGUUUACCCUUAGGAUCCUGUAUGACCAAAUGGGUAGACCCAUUUUAUGGUCUCCUAGUAGUAAAUACAAUGAGGUCAAUGUCACUUACUCACCUGCUGGCCUAGUGACCAAUAUACAGAGGGGAAACUGGUCUGAAAAAAUAGAAUAUGAGAAUGGCAGGAUUAUAUCCAGAACCUGGGCCAAUGGAAAGAUAUGGAGCUACACAUUUCUUGAGAAGUCUAUAAUGCUACUUUUGCACAGUCAGCGAAGGUACAUCUUCGAGUACGAUCAGACGGACCGACUCGUGUCUGUCACAAUGCCCAGUAUGGUACGUCACAGCCUGCAAACUAUGCUGUCUGUGGGAUGCUACCGGAACAUCUAUACCCCUCCAGACAGCAGCACCUCUGUGAUCCAGGAUUACACUCACGAUGGCCGUCUGCUUCAGACACUGUACCUGGGAACAGGGCGUCGUGUCCUGUACAGAUAUACCAGGCAGUCGCGCCUCUCUGAAGUCCUGUAUGACACCACACUAGUCACCUUCACCUAUGAUGACUCUUCUGGUGUGGUCAAAACUAUCCACCUGAUGCAUGAGGGUUUCAUCUGCACUAUCAGAUACCGGCAGACAGGGCCUCUUGUUGGGCGUCAGAUCUUCAGGUUCAGUGAGGAGGGUCUCGUAAAUGCCCGCUUUGACUACAGCUACAAUAAUUUCAGAGUGACCAGCAUGCAAGCAAUGAUUAAUGAGACUCCACUGCCAAUUGACCUCUAUCGCUAUGUGGAUGUUUCUGGAAGGAUUGAACAGUUUGGCAAAUUCAGUGUUAUUAACUACGAUCUCAAUCAAGUUAUUACCACGCAUGUAAUGAAGCACACCAAGAUAUUCAGUGCUAACGGACAAGUAAUGGAAGUCCAGUAUGAAAUCCUGAAGUCCAUUGCCUACUGGAUGACAGUUCAGUAUGACAAUAUGGGCCGAACCACCAUCUGUGACAUCAGAAUAGGUGUCGACAACAACAUCACGCGGUACUCCUAUGAUUAUGAUGCAGACAGCCAGCUUCAAACUGUGUCAGUGAAUGACAGACCACAAUGGCGCUACAGCUACGACCUGAAUGGGAAUAUUAACUUGCUCAGCCAUGGCAACAGUGCACGACUCACGCCACUGAGGUACGACCUACGAGAUCGCAUAACAAAAUUGGGUGAAAUACAGUACAAAAUGGAUGAGGAUGGAUUCCUUCGUCUUCGGGGUAAUGAGGUCUUCGAGUAUAAUUCUAACGGAUUACUGAGCAGAGCUUACAACAAAGCUUCGGAGUGGAGUGUGCAGUACCACUAUGACGGUCUGGGUCGACGGGUGGCAAGCAAGUCAAACCUAAUGCAGCACCUCCAGUUUUUUUAUGCCGAUCUUGCCAAACCAACAAGAGUCACUCACAUGUACAACCACAGCAGUUCUGAGAUAACAUCCCUGUAUUAUGACCUUCAAGGACAUCUGAUUGCCAUGGAGUUAAGCAGUGGUGAAGAGUACUACGUGGCUUGCGAUAACACUGGAACUCCUUUAGCUGUUUUUAGCAGCAAAGGACAGAUAAUUAAAGAAAUAUUGUACACCCCAUAUGGAGAUAUAUACCAAGACUCCAACCCUAGCUUUGAAAUAAUCAUCGGAUUCCAUGGGGGGCUUUAUGACCCCUUGACCAAGUUGGUUCAUCUUGGUCGGAGGGACUAUGAUGUGAUUGCAGGACGGUGGACCACCCCAAACUAUGACUUGUGGAAAGAACUGAGCUUACAUCCAAAGCCUUUUAACCUGUAUUCUUUUAGGAACAAUUAUCCAGUUGGGGAUUUACAGGAAGUCACACAGUACACAACAGACAUUGGAAGCUGGUUGCAGCUAUUUGGAUUUCAGCUUCAUAACGUAGUUCCAGGAUUCCCCAAACCUGAUGUAGAAAACAUGGAGCAGACUUACGAGCUGAUGAAAACUCAGACAAAAACACAAGACUGGGACCCAAGUAAGGUGGUCCUUGGAAUUCAAUGUGAGCUCCAGAAACAACUGAGAAAUUUCAUCUCUUUAGAGAGGCUUCCAAUGACCCAGAUCAGUGGUAUCCAGGAAGGAUGCCAAGACAGGAGGCCCGGGUUUUCCGCCAUUUCUUCAGUUUUCGGUAAAGGUGUGAAGUUUGCUAUAUUGGAUGACGUUGUAUCCACUGACAUUAUUGGAGUUGCCAACGAUGACAGCAGGCGGAUUGCGGCUAUCCUGAACAAUGCCAGAUACCUGAGUGGCCUCCAUUUCACCAUUGAUGGGAAAGAUACCCAUUACUUCAUCAAGUCAGGGCCUUUGGAAGGUGACCUGGCAGUGAUUGGCAACACUGGUGGAGGCCGCAUUUUGGAAAACGGUGUCAACGUGACUGUGUCUCAGAUGACCUCAGUGGUGAAUGGAAGGACUAGACGGUUUGCCGAUAUUCAGCUCCAGCACGGGGCCUUGUGCUUUAAUAUUCGUUACGGGGCCACUGUUGAGGAAGAAAAAGUGCACGUCUUAGAAAUGGCCAGGCAGAGGGCAGUAGAACAAGCCUGGACUAGAGAACAGAAGAGGCUGCAGGAAGGAGAGGAAGGGAUUAGGGCAUGGACAGAGGGAGAGAAGCAGCAGCUGCUAACUACGGGGAGGGUCCCAGGCUAUGAUGGAUACUUUGUGUUGUCUGUAGAGCAGAACCUAGAACUUUCUGACAGUGCCAACAACAUUCACUUCAUGAGACAGAGUGAAAUAGGAAGGAGGUAACAGUGACAAUAGACUGCCUGCCUUUCUUUCACCAAAGACUGCCUGUUUUUAGACAUUCAAUGAUUUGUUGUACUGUUUUUCUAGAAUGACAAACUCUGUAAAUAUAAAGAAAACUGGAGAAAUCAUUUCCAACUGCCUUUAAAUGUGACAAAUGAUGGUAUUUUAUUAUUGUUCCAUUGGGAGUUCAUUUAAAUUUGUGGCCCAUGCUUUGGAGGACUGGGGAUUGCUGAGUUAUUACAAAUUGCUAAAAUUUCCAGGUUAUUCAGCAUUUUAUUUGAGGGCUUUUGUAUAAUCAGAGGGCCCUGCAUUGAUCCUUGAUAUGCAGAAGUAUCUCUCAGAUCAUUUCAUUAAAUUACUUUUAAACGUGCAAACAGGAGCAAUGGAUUAAAUGCCACCUUUUAGGAUAGAUUGACAUAAAUUCUCUGAAAUUACAUUUAGAAAAAAUAAAGUUGAUGGAAAUAGUAUUUCCAGUCCUUAAGAAAUCAGUCAAUAAACCUCACUUACUUGUGAGAGCUUCUAAAGCUUUCAAUAAAUUAAGACAUCUGAGCUAGUCUAAAACUAAAGCAAAAAUCUGUUGGUAAAUGCUGGAGAGAGGUCUUGUUACAAAGCCCUCCAAUGUCAGUCACCUUAAUUCAACACUCUGUCUGCCUCUGCUCUGGUGUUUGAAGUUAUGAUGGUAACAAUGGAGUAGAAUAUAUACAUUUAGUCACAAGGAACUGUAAAUAGCAAGUGCAUUAACAAGAACAAGUGCUAAAAUCAAUAUGUCGUCACCCAUUAUAAUCAAUAUUAUUGUUAAUCUGUAGGCGCAGUUUUUUGCAGACAGUAAACAUUGCUACAAAUAUUCAUGCUAAAAAUCUGUAUAGAGUUUACUUUUCUACAAAUUAUUUAAUGCAUUACAGUACAGAUUAAAGUUAUUAUCUGUGCAUUAUUGGUAUAUAAUGCAUAAUUUGGGUGGAGCUUGUGCCUUUUUGUUUAAAACAAAUAUCUUUUAAGUGUGGAAUAGCAGAAGAGAAUCUUAAUGUUCUUCAAGUCCAUGUUUUUUUAGACCCAGUGGGGGAAAAACUAAUCAGUCGUAAACUGAAACUUUUUAUUCCGUUUAAUAUUGAGUGUUUUUCAUUGCAUAUUCACUCGCUUAACAAAGUUGUAAAAUAUCCCAUUUAGGGAUGCAAAAGUCAUUUCUUAUCGUAGUGCCAGAGCUCUUUAUCAUCACUCACUGUUCAGGAGUUAAUAAAAGACAGCCCCCUGCACAUAUUUAAUGGAAGUAUUAAUUGUAUGUUAUUUGCUUUAUUUUCUUAAAUCAUUUCAGUAAUGUAAGAUUCCACAUGAUUGUAACUUGUGCAAGCAUUCACCUGUACAGUAUUUCUUAUUGAAGGAAAAUUGAAGUGAGGUGCCUCAUAUAAAAAAUACAUACCAUUCUAUUGUCUUUAUACAGUAUAUGUUGUCCAACUGUGUUUUCAUGUAUGAUUAAAAGAUACCCUUCUUUUACAAGACAGAGAAGUGUUGACAACUACACAGACAUUCAUCAAGUGUCAAUUUCUGUAACUGAUUUUUUUCAGUUGCAAAAUAUUAGUAAUCUAGAUUGUUUUAUUAAGAAAGAUGUGCUUUUGUAACCUGAAUUACACCAUAUAAAGGAAGCACCAUGGAUAUAAACAAAUUAUUACACAACAUUGAUUUGGAAGAAAAUGGGUAUGUUCAUUGACUCAUAGGAGUAUCACCCUUGAUUUUAGUGAUGGAUUAAGUUAUUUUUAAAUACAGCUUCUCCGAACAAAGUCUUGUGUUCAAGUUGGUUUACUUAUUCUCUUUUCUGAAAAGAUUUUGACAUCUGAUAAACCAAGUCCUCAAGUGCUGUCUUUAAAGAUCUUGAAUGCAGUGGUUUCACAUUCUGAAGACAUGGAAUGAUGUACUGAUUGCUAAAGACUACUACAGAUGAAGUGAACUGUACCUUCUGGCUGAAGUAUUCUUAACAAACACAUCUGACCAUUCCCUUUUCAAGAAAAGCCUUUGAAAAAUUGUUAACCUUCUCUCAUCACGUCCAUAUCUAUAAUGCAUUUAAAAAACUAAUUUCAUAACAGAGAAUGCACAGUACUUCUGAAACUGCAAAGCAAACAAUAUAGACAUUAAUACUUUUUGAACAAUCUGGCUGCUGUGAGUUCAAUAUAGGGGAACAUUACAAAGAGAUUAUAUAGUAGGAUUGCAACAGAAGACUUCUUAGCCUUCUUAAACUAAAUGUCAAGCAAUUGGAAGGAAAAUUACUAUAACUAAAGAGUUGUAGGAAAUACUUUUAACAUUUAUUGCUAUUAUAUGCCUCCACAUUCAAUGAAGGAUCAUUACAUAAAUCUUAUUUUUAUAUCCAUAUUUUAUAAUUAAUCUCCCAAUAAAAAAUAGGUUUUUGUGGUCCAUUCAAAUAUGUUUUUUCUGAACAAUGCAGUACUAGGUUAAAUUGUCACAAAUGCUCCUUGGGCCCUGCUUCCAAUAUCUGGUCAUCAGAUAUUCUCCACUUUUAUUACUAUAGCAAAAUUAUAAAGAACUCAGUAUUUAAUAGCAGCUAUAGUACAUCUUUAGAAUUAUAAACUCAUACACUGCACCGGUAUUUAAAAACAUUCACUUUGUAUUGUUCUUCUGACAACAGAUGACACACUGUCAUUAUUAAAAAGAAUGCAACUGCAUAUACAUGUGGUUUGUUAUAUCUAGGAAUCUCUUCAUGCGAUUUAAAUUAAGUUGUGCUGUCUAAAUCAGAAACUAACAAUACCAUUGGUCUAAUAUGGCUUCUUCAUUAUGGCAAAAUAUAAGCAAAAAGUACUUCUAAUAACUUCAAAUACGCCUUUCAAUUGUACAUUUGUCGUUAUUUUAUUGUUUUGGUAACAGCUUUUUGUUUGGACUCCAACCUAUUAGCCAAACUAAUUGAUGAACAAAGUCCGAUUUUAAAGUUUAUCAUAGUCAUUGUGAAACCCAAAUUGUUGCACUUUUUCUGAAGAGUGAGGAAGAAUAUACUCUUUCUCAGGCAAUCUGUUUACAUGCUGUACCGAAAGAUAAGAAGUAUAAGAAAGACAGCACUGUGAAACUAAGGCUUUACCAAAGGUGUGUAAACAUCCUGUGAAUCAUGACACAUUUCGUGGUUUAAAGCCAAAACAUUGUGCACUGAUAGAAAAUACAUAGUGCAUGCAUUCAUACAUUCUGGUGUCAUUACUACAGAUUCAGUUUUUGUUUUAUUUUGUUUUAGCAAAGUAUCUUAAGUUCUUAAUUUGAGAAUUACAGUCAUUUUAGGUUAAUUUGUAGUUUCUUUCUUUGUGGUAUUGUAAAAAUCAUUGAAAUAUAUUUCCUCAAAGUUUGUUGCAUUGCCUUAUGGUUUCUUUUGUAACCUCUUCAAUGUUCCUUUCUUUACAAUUCCUUGGUCAGAUACAUAAGGUUAAAAAUAAUAUGAACAUUUUCUCUUAUUGUCUCGUAUUUUUGUCAGUGAUAGAGAAAGUUUUAAAAGGUGUUUAAAACAUACAGUAUGCAGGAAAAACUAACCUAUUCUAAACUGUGUUUCAGAUUUUAAUGUAUGGAUCAAACAUGUAUUUGACAAAUAUUUUUUCCCAAAAAAUUCUUUGUUCUUUCAACUCACUAUUACCAAUGCUAACACUACCUGAGCAGAAAAUUGGGUUAGUACAAUGGAAGUCUUGUUGCUAGGAAACAGUGCAUUCCUGUGACGUCUUCCUGCUCUCUUCCUGUGGCUGAAAUGUGGGUAUUGUGCAGGCUCUUGUGAAAAUGCUCUACUGAAUUUCUCUCUGGGCUUCAUACCCAAGGCAUGUAUUUUCUACAAGUGCUCCACAGCAACGUGCUGUAAAUAGUAAGAAGAAGUUCAUAUAUUUAAGUGUCAAAAUUUCAUGAAAAACUUACUUUGAACUUUUAAUUUUUAAAAAAUAAAUGUGCAAAUGAA